GCCUGGAAAACUCUCGUUCCGCCGCCGCCUCCGCUCCGGAUCCAGCCCCGCUCCACUUGCCUUUCGUAUCCGCACCCACGCCACACGCACCUCGGCAAGGACAAGCCUCCGCCCGCCGCCACCGCCUCCGCCCCGCCUAUAAAGCUCCGCCCUUUGCCCGGCCCGCUCCUCCUCUCCCCGUCCGGGCCGCGCCUCUCGCAUCCUUCCUUCGUCCUCGGUCCGCCCUGGCCGCGUGGUGGUCUCCGUUUCGGCCGCCGAUUCCAAGUCCGUCCGCCAGCUCGUGCCCUGCUCCCUCUCCUCUCUGCAUGCGGGGCCGCGCCGCUCCCCGAGGACGCGGGCGGGGGCUCGGCCAAGUGGCGGGCGACCGGCGGCGGGGGCACCGGCGUCGUGCGCCAGCCGCGCGCGCUCGUCCUCGACUCGUCCCUCUCCUCCUCUCGCGUCCGAUUCAUAUCGACAUGCCCAUGCUGUCUGACGAGGAUAAAGAUGUUAUGAAAAAAUGGGAUGCUCCAAACAAGAUUGACUUCCUAUCUUUCUUAUACAAGGCAUGCAAAAGAUGUGUGGCAAUGUUCUUAUUUCAGAAGUUUGCUCUGCACAAGUGCAACAUGGCUGGAAAACCUGCUGCUAUUACUUGUGUUGUGGACAGUAUGACAGACAACCUAAGGCCUACACGUGCAGAUGCAACUGAUGUGGCAAAUGCAGUGUUGGAUGGUUAG
Messenger RNA from Triticum urartu, 713 nucleotides. The record is from RefSeq and is a predicted model, not a curated record. Lineage: Eukaryota; Viridiplantae; Streptophyta; Magnoliopsida; Poales; Poaceae.